Messenger RNA from Suillus paluster, 1113 nucleotides. RefSeq lists its product as uncharacterized. Lineage: Eukaryota; Fungi; Basidiomycota; Agaricomycetes; Boletales; Suillaceae. The transcript has 3 exons. The record is from RefSeq and is a predicted model, not a curated record. The coding region runs from base 124 to 762 and encodes 212 amino acids.
CGAACAGCUGCCACAACAUUUUAAAACUGCAAUCGAAUAUGCAUGUCACUCGCGUGGCCUUUCUCCCUUCAAAUUUAAGGCAAACUUCAUUCGAAUAUUCGACACUCCUCCUCCCCCACACAGAUGUUCCACCAUAUCAUGCUACACCCCUCAACAUCUCAAUCAUCUAUUGGUGUCUCACCUUUCGAUCCAUACAAUGAAAAGGUCAACCCAGGUCAUCUCUAUGUCCGCCAACCACACGCAAUACAGAUCAUCCAGCUCGUAGAGGCUUCACCUCCUCCACCUCGCAUAUCAUCCCUCAUCGACUCCAGCUCAUCUGGCUUCUCUUCUGGAUCAUCAUAUCCCUCAACAUCUGACUCAGAAGACGAGGACUGCUCAUCAUAUUGCUCCUCUUUCGCCACACCUCCCGAUUCUUCCCAGGAUAGAGAACCUGUGGUGUGGACAGAUGAUACAUACGAUGUUCGCAUGAAGCGGAUACAGAAUUGGAGAGAUCAUUUGACCAAAGCCAUAAGCGCUUCACCUGAGCCUCGCUCAUCAUCAUUGAAACGAAAGUUGAAUCAAAAUCAGACGGACGAUGAUAUUGUCUCGCACAGUCCAAAAAGAUCGCGCUCGCGGGAUCCUCAGAGCCCAUCCAGAUUACUCGGCCAUCCAUGUACGGCGUGCGAUACCCCUUUCUCAUCCAGACAAAGCCUGCGACAACAUGGUCUCACUCCUCAUAUAUCUGAGGCAUGUCGGAUAGCGGUCGAAUACAAUUUCGAAUGACCGGCUACUUCUUGCACCGACCCAUUUUCUUCUUCUUCAUCUUACGCUUGGCUCUCCACUCUUAUGACGAUCAUGACCCCAGCAUUUGCAUCGUUGUAUGAUAACCCACAAUUAUUUUUCAUUCAUUUUCCAUAUCGUACAUACUCAUUUCCCAUACUAUGUACCACCAACGGAGGGUAUGAGUUUGUUUCUGUACUUUAUCAAUACUUGUUAAUUAUACCAUAUUAGCUCACUACUAUGUACCAUCAUACCAAACGACUUCAAUACAGAGUCUUGUCACCAGACGCUAUCUGUUUUUACAACGAAGAUGAUAUGACGUUCUGCGGAUCUAGCACCCAGAAUGAGAUAUGG